CCCACCAAUACCACAAUGUUAAUGAGUGACCCAGGAGGCAAAGGAGGAGCCGCCUCCCCUUGUGGCUCCACGGACUCAGAGGCAGCCCCUACCUUCAUCCCAGCAGGUUCUCAGGACCCUCCACCAAACCACCAUGAAGUUCUUCGUCCUCACACUGUCCUUGGCCGUCCUGACAGGGAACUUCUAGAGGAUGUCUUUUUUAAUAUUAGCAGGCGCUUGCAAAACCUCAACAAAGAGUUACCUGAUGAGAUCGUGGAAGCUUUCGAUGUGUUUGUGGGGGUGCCAGCACUGGUUGUGGAAAAGGCUAUCACUGCCCUGUAUGACCUGCGGAGACAUGGGAGGCAUAACUUAGAAGCGCUCGACAAAGCUUUGCAAUCUGCCCUGGCGGGUUACGUGGAUCCCAUCCUAGAGAGGGUGGGACCGUACGCAGCAACCGUACGCAGUGCCGUCGUCGCCCAAGCCCAGGAUAUCAACCAUAAGAUAGAUGAGAAGCUGCCGCAGCAAGUGCAAACUCUGAGAACCCAGUUGGAUCCGCACUUUAAGAAGCUGCGAGAAUUGCAGGCAGACCUUCAGCCCUAUUUUGACCACACCCAGGAGCUGAUCAGAAAAGGAGUGGAGACAAUCCACAAGCACUUACUUAAGCCGUACAUUGGUCCCAUUGUGCAAUUGCGCCAAAAGUACAAAGAUGACUUCAGGGCGUGGGCUAGAGCCCCAGUGUUUUCCCCAAAUCCAUGAUUAUUUCUCCUCUCACAUGUAUACGGGGAUGGAAUCUCACACAGCAUCUAAAGAGAGAUCAGAAUGAAAAAGCUUACAUUGGUAAUUGUGUCUACAAGACGUUGGCUGGGAGGUGGGUUGGGUGGGCACAUCCUCUCCAGAUGGGAUAAUAAAGGAGUUCCUAACAACCUCUGCUAGAUGUGUGGCCUGUUUCCCUUUAACCCUCCUCCUUCUGUUGGCUCCUUCAUGGCAGCCGUGAAAAAGGCCAAUUCUGGGCUAGGGAUCAUUAGGAAAGGAAUUGAAAACUUAUGAUACCAUACUGACAUCAUACAAAUCUAUGGUGUGACCAUAUUUGGAAUACUGUGUACAGUUCUGGUUGCCUCACCUUAAAAAUGAUUUUGAAGUGUUGGAAAAGGUUCUGGAAAUGACAUUAAAAAAACCCACAGUCUCUUAGCUUAGCCUACCUUGCAGGAUUAUUAUGACUAUAAAAUGGUCCAGUCAUGCCACCUUGAGCUCCUUGGAGGAAAGGUGUGAUAUAAAUAAGUUGCUAUGGCAUUUUGGGGAGGAGGAGUGUCAAAAAUCAAUUUCCACUAUAGGGUGUCAAAACAGCUUGGCCUCAUCCUGAUUGUCUCUGCUUUGUGCCAGUGGAUUUAGACACUGGGGCAAGACCACAGGAGAAGGCAAGAGAAGCUGUGCACCACCGAGAGGCAUGUGAUCAUCAGUGCCCUUCUGUGUUAAUAAAUGACAAUGGAAUAAGGGGUGGACGUGGAUGGAACAGAUGGUUCUUCCCUUGCUCAGAGACAGCCCCUGCCUUCUGAACCAUCAUGAAGUUCCUUCUUCUCACACUGGCCUGACAAGUGAAUGGAAGGUCAACAUCAGGCUACGAGCUGCCCAGGAUUCCCCUUUGUUGCAUUGUUUAGUCGUUUAGUCAUGUCCGAUUCUUCGUGACCCCAUGGACCAUAGCACGCCAGGCACUCCUGUCUUCCACUGCCUCCCGCAGUUUGGUCAAACUCAUGUUCGUAGCUUCAAGAACACUGUCCAACCAUCUUGUCCUCUGUCCUUCUCCGUGUGCCCUCAAUCCUUCCCAACAUCUGGGUCUUUUCCAAGGAUUCUUCUCUUCUCAUGAGGUGGCCAAAGUAUUGGAACCUCAGCUUCACGAUCUGUCCUUCCAGUGAGCACUCAGGGCUGAUUUCCUUAAGAAUGGAUAGGUUUGAUCUUCUUGCAGUCUAUGGGACUCUCAAGAGUCUCCUCCAGCACCAUAAUUCAAAAGCAUCAAUUUUUCGGCGAUCAGCCUUCUUUAUGGUCCAGUGUGGGAAUACCACAUGGAAACAAAAGACAAAGGACAGAGAUUCAACCAGCAAAUCUCUGGGAGGAAAAGUGCGUCCUGCUCUCCCCUCGCCAGAUCUUUUUAUUACAAUAUCAAAAGGUUACAAAAAUUCAAAUCAUCCAAUAGAAUUCAUCCUAAGUUCUAAAACCCCUCCCAGGUUUCCUCCCACCUUGAAUCUGAUACUGUUGGGAAGAUCUGGAACUAACACCCAGAUGCUAAAAAGACUUCCUGGACUUCAAAGAAACUACAACUAAAGAAAGGAAAGGGGCCCAGGAAUUCUUGCAUAGAUUAACAGUGUCUUGUCAGAAAACAGGUUUGUCAGCUUUUCAAAGGCCAGCAGAAGGAAGAAGAUUAACAGAUGCCCUUUCACCCAGAUCUGCUUGAGCCAAAUGUUUUCAGCCAAAUGGCUAACUCAAUUUACACUAACUUGCAAUGUGCUUGUUUACCACUUGUAGCAAGGCCUGUAGAUCUGUGUAUCAGAUACGUGUCAGCAACCUGGUUUGGACUGAGAACACCCUACUCACUGAAUUCUUUAAUCCAGGAAUAUCCUGCUCAAUCAGUCUUUAUCCCAGGGUCUUCCAUGUAUCCUUUUUAUCACUGUACAGAUCCCUACAGUCCAGCUCUCACUUCCAUACAUCACUACUGGGAAAACCAUAGCUUUAACUAUACGGACCUUUGUAGGCAAGGUGAUGUCUCUGCUUUUUAAGAUGCUGUCUAGGUUUGUCAUUGCUUUUCUCCCAAGAAGCAGGCGUCUUUUAAUUUCGUGACUGCUGUCACCAUCUGCAGUGAUCAA
Molecule: messenger RNA, 2834 nt
Organism: Zootoca vivipara (common lizard)
Lineage: Eukaryota; Metazoa; Chordata; Lepidosauria; Squamata; Lacertidae
Source: RefSeq, a predicted model, not a curated record